Molecule: messenger RNA, 1296 nt
Organism: Otolemur garnettii (small-eared galago)
Lineage: Eukaryota; Metazoa; Chordata; Mammalia; Primates; Galagidae
Gene: ACOXL
Product: acyl-CoA oxidase like
Biological process (GO): lipid homeostasis; fatty acid beta-oxidation using acyl-CoA oxidase
Cellular component (GO): peroxisome
Molecular function (GO): FAD binding; fatty acid binding; acyl-CoA oxidase activity
Source: RefSeq, a predicted model, not a curated record
AUGGAAGAUCUCAAGGGCCCCACUGUUUCAUCGUUCCUGUCCGGGAUGAAAACGGGCUUAUACCCAGGAGUGACAGCUAUUGAUAUGAUGUACAAAGAAGGUCUGCAAGGUGUGGAUAAUGGGAUUUUAAUAUUUGACAAGGUUCGGAUUCCCAGGGAGAACCUGCUGGACAAGUUUGGUUCUGUGGCUCCAGACGGACGGUACCAUUCACCUAUUAAGAACAAGAGUGCAAGAUUCAAUGCGAUGCUGGCAGCACUGACCCCUUCACGAUUAGCUGUGGCUUUCCAAGCUAUGGGUGCCAUGAAGCUCGGGUUGACGAUAGCCAUUCGCUAUAGCCACAGCCGGAGGCAAUUUGGGCCCAAAGCCAAGGAAGAGGUGAAGAUCAUUGAACACCAACUGCAGACCCUUCGGCUGAUGCCUCACCUGGCCACAGCCUUGGCUCUGACCUUCGCCAGCAGGUAUGCUGGGGCCCUCCUGGACAAGGACAUCUUCCAGGGGAAGGAGCUGAUCAACAGCCGCUCGCUGCAGGCCCUGGUGGCAGGGCUGAAGGCCUAUAGCACCUGGGAGAACAUCAGCUGCCUGCAGGACUGCCGCGAGUGCACCGGAGGCAUGAUUGUGGGGCGGGAACUGCUGACCCAAUAUACCAAACACCAUGAAGAAAAGCCAUUCUCUGGCCUGCUCCAAAACUGGGCUGAGUCUAUGGGUGACAAGCUGAGAACCAGUUUCCUGGCAUUUAACGUGGACACAGUCGGUAAUCUCGCCUUUCUGUUGAAAGCAGUGAAUUUUCGUGAAAGGGUUCUACAGCGAGGUUUGGUGGCCAGAAUUUAUUAUAAGGUGAUGACUAAGAAGGAGGACUUUUUCCACGCCUGGAACUCGUGUCUGCACCAUGUGGCUUCCCUGUCUCUGGCACACACUCACCGAGUGACCUUAGAGCAGUUCUCCCUGGCAGUGAAGCGCUGUCCUGACCAAGAGGACCGGGCUUUGUUAAUGAAGUUUUGUCUGUUAUAUGGGACCAGGUUGGUGUUCCAGGAGCGGGCCUGGUAUUUAGAACAUAAAUACUUGACUCCCACCACCAGUACAAGGAUCCGGAGUCAGUUGCUGGAUUUGUGCGACUCGGUGAAAGAUGAUGCCCUGAGGGUGAUCUCUGCCUUUAACAUUCCACACACCAACCUCCACGCACCAAUCGCCGGAAUCCCCAACGCGCGGGCCGCCUGGGCCUUCUACCCUUCGCCACUGCAGCCGCUGGCCCGGGACCGGGCGCACUCCCAGAGGCCAGAGCUGGGAGCCAAGCUAUAA